Messenger RNA from Candidula unifasciata, 429 nucleotides. The record is from the annotation of a GenBank genome assembly. NCBI's taxonomy places the organism in Eukaryota, Metazoa, Mollusca, Gastropoda, Stylommatophora, Geomitridae.
AUGGGUCUCCUCUGGCAGAGAGUGGAAAUGUUUGCCCCAGGGGUUGGCACCAUUAUCACCAUUUCUGUGUGACGCAAGGGGAUGGAUCAACAGAGAAAGCGGUCGCUUUGUACUGCGGUGGGCUGGGAGGCAUUGGUGUCAAUGGUCUUUGCAUAAUAACCCCAAAUAAUUUAGAGCCAGCCUCUGAAAACGAUCCGAAUUAUGCUACUGUUGCUGAGGACAAUGGUCAACAAGCGCUCUACAGGGAUUCUCAAGUGUCAUCCAAUUUCGUCGACACCGAUAUCCUUGGCGACCCUGAGCCUGUAGAAAGCAGGUUAUGCCCGAAAGGAUGGACCCAUUAUAACAGUAUGUGCGUCUACAGGCCUUGGAGUCUUGAGGAGCGAUGUAGUCUUCUGGGUGCUGUUGAGUUCCGUGGUCUCUGUAUUAAAC